Papaver somniferum (opium poppy) is the source of this 615-nucleotide messenger RNA. RefSeq names its product protein LURP-one-related 15-like. Bases 1 to 615 code for a protein of 204 amino acids. NCBI's taxonomy places the organism in Eukaryota, Viridiplantae, Streptophyta, Magnoliopsida, Ranunculales, Papaveraceae. The transcript is spliced from 3 exons. The record is from RefSeq and is a predicted model, not a curated record.
AUGGAAAGCAAUCAAGCAAACAAUUCUAUCGGUGUAAUCUCACCUCAAUACUGCACACCAUAUCAAGUUGAUCUUUAUUUUGCGAAGAAAGUCAAAAAUAUAACAGAAGGUAGGCACUUGGGAGUUUUUGGUAUCGAUGGGAAUCACAUCUUCCGGAGUUCCUGUCGUAUCUCUAAAGCCUGUGAAAUUUCUCCACAUCAGAGGUGGAAAGCACAUAAUGGAGAUAGCUCAGACUCUAAGGAUCUGUUGUUUACAAUAAAGAAAUCUAAGUAUCUACAACUCAAGAUUGAAUUGGAUGUGUUCUUAGCAUCAAACACAACUGAAAAUGUAUGUGACUUUAAGAUUAAGCAAAACUAUAGUGAAAAAUCUUGUGUCAUCUAUCGAGGGGAUUCGGAUAACAUCAUUGCUGAGGUGCACAAAAACAAGAUUUCCAGGGAUAAAAUUCGUGGGAAGGACAGAUUCUCAGCCACUGUGUACCCGGACGUUGAUUAUGCGUUUGUUAUUGCUAUGCGUGCGGUUCUUAAUGAAAUAAAUACUCUUAGUAGGGCAGGUGGGGGGAGUGGCGGAACGGUUGUAGAAGUCUGUGGCGGAGAUGGGUGUGGUGGUGGUGGUUGA